This is a messenger RNA of Oldenlandia corymbosa var. corymbosa, 282 nucleotides long. NCBI's taxonomy places the organism in Eukaryota, Viridiplantae, Streptophyta, Magnoliopsida, Gentianales, Rubiaceae. The record is from the annotation of a GenBank genome assembly.
AUGGGUUCUUCCCCUGACUUGCGGAAUCUUCCGGACUUCAAAGUUAUACCUAAAGGCUGGGAUGGCACGACUAGAGAUCCUGAUGAAGUGCACUAUGAGAUAUCAAUGAGGGAAGAUGAGAUGUUAUAUCAAGAGUUCGUCCAAAGAAUGAACUUUAACAAGAUGAAGAUGAAUAAGGAGGUGAAAUGUCACAAAUAUAGCCGAAGGAGUCCAUCUGAGGGCUGGAACAUGAUAGUUGAGAAAUUAGAAGCACGAGGAAAGCAGGGAGAUGGUGGUGGCUAG